AUGGAUGCAUUGGCAUCUCUGAGAUUGAAGGUUUUGUCUUCAAAGAAGAAAAAGAAUGAUGACGAUAAAGAAGAUGGUGAAAUAGAUGAUAAUACUCCUUUACAGCAGCACCAGCAGCACCAGCAGCACCAGCAGCAACAUCAGCAACAUCAGCAACAUCAGCACCAGCAAUUUAGAAAUAAUAAUAAUAAUAAUAAUAAUAAUAAUAAUAAUAAUAAUAAUAAUAAUAAUAAUAAUAAUAAUAAUAAUAAUAAUAAUAGCAAUACAUCAUUUCAUCCUUUUCAUGGUGGUGGUAUGCCACCACUGCCACCUCCCCCACCUCCUCCUUUAAAUCAAUCAAACAACAAUAUUCAUAGUCAUCAUAAUUUAAAUCAUAGCCAUAAUCAUCUAUUUAUACAAGAUAGUAUCAUCGAUAAAGGACCCGUUGAUAUGGAUUUAACGAAUGAAUCUGAUAUCAAUAUGUUACAUCAUAUUCAACAACAACACAUAAUGCAACAACAACAACAGCAACAAUCAAAUCAAUUCUUUAAUCAAGGAUUUCCACAGAAUAUGUUGUUUAAACAAUCAAACUUUGUUACACCACUGCCUAUUCCACCACCUCCUUUCAUCCCACCACCACUGCCAUCUUUCCAACCUGGCAAUGGAAUGUCUUCACAGUUUAUUUCACCAACAAUGGUCGACAAUUUAAAUAUACAGCAACAAAUUCAACAACAACAACAGCAACAUCAACAUAUGAAUGGUUACCUAAAUGGAUCGAGCAAUAAUAUUAAUAGCAAUAAUAAUAUGAAUAUGAACAACAGUAACAAUGGUAUGAAUCAAGUCGAAAACUUACAAUUACAACAGUUGUUGCAACGACAACAACAAUUACAUUUAUUACAGCAGAUUCAACAGCAGCAGCAACAACAACAACAACAACAACAACAACAACAACAACAACAACAACAACAACAACAACAACAACAACAACAGCAACAACAGCAACAACAGCAACAACAACAACAGCAACAACAGCAACAACAGCAAAAUCAACAACUAGUUGGUGUUACACCAAAGAAACAAAAAUUAGAUAACAAGCGUGAUUUACCAUCACCACCUUCUACAUUGUCGGUGUCAGCUACUUCUCCUUCUUCUGUUACUCCACCUACAGUUUCAACUCCACCAAUAACGACGAUCACCUCUGUAAACAUGACAAAGAAAAAGGUAAAGAAAUCGAUAAAGGGAUCAUCUGGUUCUGUACCACCUGUAUUGAACAAGACAUCAGUUAUCAGUACAAACAGUAUUACACAACACAGCAAGAAUAUACCUAGUAUGAUUAUCAAUGUUGGUGAGGAAGAUACUGACGAUGAUAACGACGACCUCAAUCAUCGACCUCAAUCCAAUCAACAAACAAACAAUAGCAUCAGCACCGCCGAUCUGCUUGAAAAUGAUGUUAGCAACUAUGAGGUUGAAGCCGCCCAAACAGGUCAUUUUGAUAUUGCCACCGACGACUUGGUGGACAGCCUCGCUAUGGCAAAGAAGAAAGAGUACACCAGCGAGAUGGAGGAUCUGAAACGACAGAUCGCUGCCAAGGAAGAAGCUCUAUUGCGAAAGAAGUUGGAGGAGAGAAAGAAAUCAAAGUUAUCCACCACCAAUACACCAUCGAUGUCAUCAGUCGCCACCGAGCCAAGCGGGUUGUCGCCAAUGAAUACAGCACCAACCAACGCAUCUGCCACCCUUAUGCUCUCGUCAGACGACGGUUCUCAGUCCUAUGACAAUCACAACAACAACAACAACCACACAACCAAUAUAGCUAGCGAUAACAACAUCAAUAAUAACAGCAGCAGCAACGAUGCACCCUUUGAGAGUAUAGACAACAGUCCUCUGACGAACGACGCAUUGGCCGAAGAAAAGUCUGCUAUGAAAAAGUUAACAACCGAUCUUGUUGAAACCAAUCGAAUGAUGGUCAAGAGUGAAGGUGAGAUAUUCAGAAUCGAACUAGAGUUGGCCGGUGUCGAGUGUCACCGUAAGGAGUUGGAGAUAAAGAUCAACCAACUCAAGCAGACACUCGAGAUUUACCAAGCUGACUUGGAGUCAACAGAGAAACAAGCUGAGGAAUUCCAAUCCAAAUUGGAAUCACUACGAUCAACUUCUACUCUGUUACUCAAAGCAUACAACAACAAGAUUAAGACAAUCAAUCAAAAGAAACGUAAAUUCGAUGAACUAAGAGAAUCAUUCACAAUGGAUCCAUUUUUAUUGUCCGUAGUAGACAGAACAACCAACUCAAUCAUCCUAACUCCACACAAUCAGAAAAUAAUAGACGAAAUUUCAACCACCCCAAUUUUAUCACAUUCAAGAUUAUCUAGAUUUACCAACAACAACAACAAUAAUAAUAAUAAUAAUAAUAAUAAUAAUAAUAAUAAUAAUAAUAAUAAUAAUAAUCAUCAAUCUUUAAUAACUUCAACUUCUCUACCCUCCAAUACAACAACAACUACAUCAACCACAACAACUACUUCAAAUAAUAAUAAUGAUAUUAAUAGUCCAGAGUUAAAUAUUGUAAGUAGAACAGCUGAUGAUAGUAAUAGUUUGACAAAUGUUUCUAGACCUAAACGUGUUAUCUCGGUGGUAAUGAAUCCAUCUAUAAAGAAAUCUAGUAAUGUUAUAGAUUUAUUACUUCAGGGCAAAACAUUGGAUCAAUUUAUCGAUAGAAUGAUAAAGUAUAGUGAAAUCAUAGUGCUGCCUAAAGUACCAGCUGGUAGCGGUGAGGCUGAUUCAAUGGACAUAGACAAUGCACUCACAGUUUAUGUUGCCGAGCAGCCAACCUCUGUUUGGUGUAGCAAUGAUGGUUCCACAGAUUUACACAAACCCAUUAUGAAGAGUAUACUGCAUGGUGUAGUUCCCGAAAAGUUAGAGACCAUCUUGAAUCCGAUGACCAUCACCAAUACCUACGUCGGAAACAAGCCAAUGCCCAAAGGGAAAUACCAGUCGCCUCUUAUGUGUCUCCGAUCCUACCGAUUCUCCCAUACCUACACCAAGUUUUGUCCAUUUACACUGACCUCCUCUAUGUACUCGUCCAAGUUGAAUCCAAAGAAGAAACUCUGCAUGUAUGAACUUGAUGGUGUCUGCCGUGAUCCUAAAUGUACAUUCCAACAUCAACGUGAUUAUUCAAUGUCCAAUAAGGAAAUUAUUGAGGAUAUUAUUUCCUAUGCCAACGAUAAGGUAGUAGCUGUUCGAAAGGAAUGUAUGAUGUUGUUGGAUCAAAAGAAAGAGGAUUCAUUCCCUCAAUCAUUGAAGAAAGCAUUUUUUAAUGUGAUCACAGAGAACAAACAACUCAUUCUUCAAGUUGGACCAUCACGUCAGAAGGUAUUGGAUCAAAGAAAUCAACAGUUCUUGUCUGAAUCGAUUGCCAAGAGUAAAAAGAAAAAGAAGGAAGCUGUCGUUUAUCAACCAAUCAAUCGUUUGCCUCAGGUUCGCACUGUUGUCAGUUCAACGGUAGUAGAAAAACCAGAGACAGAAGACUUCCUCAACAUUGAGAAAUAUGUUGAGAUUGUCAGACGUGAGAAGCACAACACUUCUAAUUCACAUAAAGAUGAAAUGAGUGAUGAUGAAGCACCGCCUCCCUCCGUUCCGCUCAGCUCAACAACUCGAUCGAUCACCACUGGCGAUGACAAAUCAGCUGAAGAGCCUGUCGAUUCACAUUGUCAUGACUCGGAGGAUCCAAGAGUAGAAGAGUUGGUUCAUAGUUUUGGUGAGUUUGACGAGGAAGUCAGAGCUCGUUAUGGAGUCACCAACGUUAGCUCCAUCGAAUAUAUGUCGAAUCCAACAAGUCUGAUGCUCUGCUUUGGUUAUCUAUGCUCAUCGUCAGUCACAGACAUUCUCAACAACUCUGACAAACGACAAGAAAUCCUCGAUAAACUCUAUGACAUUGUCAGUCAUAAUCCACACUCUGAGAUCUUUUGGAAGAUCUACAUUGAGGUCUACUCUAGAAAGUACAGUAAUUCCUCUACAGAGAUCGACGAACUCAUCAAUGCCGCUCUCAGAACUUGCAACUCUAUUGUUCUGAUCUUGAUGAAGCUGCAACUACCAAACACUCUGAGCCAAAAGAUUUCUAUAGCCACUCAUACACUCACACAGAUCUUCAACAAAUCAGGACCAUUCGAAUCGCUUCCAGCGAAUGAACUGUCAUUCUGGUGUUUGGAGAUCAUUCUUACCUACUUGCGUGUCGUUCUUGAAGCUGGAUGGCGUGACUCACUCAUCAUGGACUUCCUUCUCUUCUUUGAGCUCGACAGUAGCAAGUAUGCAAAUGUGUUCAUGCCCAACUAUAACCAUUUCAAACAACGCGAACCAUUCCUUCCAACCAAUAGCAAUGACUUGGAGUCGACACUGAUGCCUCAAGAGCAGAGUUUUCUCAAGAUGAUAUUCUUCUCGUUGGUCGUCUUCAAUGAGAUACCAGAUGCCACUCAACUCUAUGAGAAUCAAUCGGUCAAUACGCUGGCGCCGAAGCUAUUCAUCAUGAAAUGGAAGUCUUACUUUGAUGGCACUGCCUAUCUUAAAGUGAGCAAAGAAUAUUCGGAAGCCAUUGAUUCAAUGUUUACUGAACUCAGUGAUGACACUGAAAACUAUACGUUGAAUCAUCUUUACUUCCAAUCAUAUGUAAUACCUCAGGAGAAGUUAGUUUUUUCGGUGCAAACCAACCUUAAACAACACCCAAAUCACACAAAGACUUGGUUGUUUUUAGCAAGAAGAUACAGAGAGGUUAACACUCUGAAAAAGGCACUCAAAAUCAAUCAGGAUUCAUUCGAACUAUUGAAAGAGUAUGUUGUAUCUUUAACUUUUAUGAAUAAUACUGUAAACGCGAUUGCAGCCAUCGAUAAUAAGAUAUUAAAACUAUUCUCAACAGAUAAGUCACAGGAACUAUUAAUUAAAGAUGAAAAGAUAACUACAAACUCAUUAUUUAAUAUAAUACUUGGUAGAAAUGAUUUAACUGUAUCUAUAAAUGCUCUGUCAAUGAAUUAUAAAACUAUAAAUGAAGAUCAAUAUGUACACUUUUGGCUAGUCUAUAUAAUUUAUUUAUAUUUACAAAAGAACUACAAUGAUAUUAUACCUACAAUGAAGCAAGCACUCACCCGUUUAACUUCGUUAUCCGAUAAGAAGUUACUCUAUUUAUCUAUCAAUUGUUUAAAUACACCAGAUAUAGAUUCAUUGGUUGAUCAAUAUUUCCAAGAGGUCCCAACUGAAUUCAACUAUCCACUGGAGAAGUAUCUAAAUAUGGUGCCACAUGAAACACCUCAUAUCUUUAGGAAUGCACUUAAACCACCAGUUUUAAAGGUAAGUUAUUGA
Messenger RNA from Heterostelium album PN500, 5316 nucleotides. RefSeq lists its product as uncharacterized. The record is from RefSeq and is a predicted model, not a curated record. Bases 1 to 5316 code for a protein of 1771 amino acids. Lineage: Eukaryota; Evosea; Eumycetozoa; Acytosteliales; Acytosteliaceae. Gene Ontology annotation, cellular component: exosome (RNase complex); nucleus. Gene Ontology annotation, molecular function: metal ion binding. The transcript is spliced from 6 exons.